Messenger RNA from Zychaea mexicana, 6192 nucleotides. RefSeq names its product Sec63 Brl domain-containing protein. The transcript is spliced from 22 exons. The coding region runs from base 1 to 6192 and encodes 2063 amino acids. Lineage: Eukaryota; Fungi; Mucoromycota; Mucoromycetes; Mucorales; Lichtheimiaceae. Gene Ontology annotation, molecular function: ATP hydrolysis activity; nucleic acid binding; ATP binding. The record is from RefSeq and is a predicted model, not a curated record.
AUGGCAACAUCAACUGGCUUUGAGUUUAGCAGCAUGGUGCAUCAACUCGUCAAGAGUGCACAUGCUGACAAGAACAAGAAAGGCAAAAAGAAAGCCGGAUCGCCGUCGGAUCUACUCACGAUGCCCUAUGAUGGACAUAAAGUCGUUCAACAAUCGGUUGAUGCCUUUAAACAACUUGUCGAAAAAUACCAGAGUGAACACGCAGAAAAGUCAACAACAUCCUCGCUCACAUUUGGUUCCGAUAUCGAAUUCCAUCCGCCAGAGCCAGCGGUUUCGUAUGACGACGAAGUUGAUGAGGAACCUUCGCAAGAGUUAUUGGCCACUGAGUCUGUCAAGGCAGAAAAGCCAAAUUUGGGUGGAGCUAUAUUUGAUCGAAACUGGCUUCUUCAACAAUGCCACAAUUACUUUGGCGCAAGCAACACUGGUGGCAAUCCCCAGCAGCUAUGUGUGAAUAUUUUCACCAUCUUGCGUUCGAAUGACAACGACGACGGUAUUCAGGCUGCCUUGGUCGAUCUCCUCGGUUUUGAUGCUCUUGAGUUGAUUUCCAAUCUGAUUAUGAAUCGCUCAAAAAUUGUGGAUACUAUCAUGAUGACUUCGAGUUAUGUCGCUUCAUCCGAUUAUUCAAAGCAGCAGGGCAAUAAGCGCGGGAUGGCACCUGGUCCUCAAUUCACCGUCCAAUCUGAAGCUGAGCGUCGAGAAGCAAAACUUUUACGAAAGGAGCAUAAAAAGGCAAUGAAAUCACACAAGACGCAAGAAGAAGAUGAAACCGAAACAUCGAUGAGCAUCUUGGGCUUUGAUACAGUCGAUUUGCGACAGGCAAGAGAAAAUGCACUAAUGACUGCAGGUGCAAGACCUCUAGCUAGCACAGGUUUGAAGGCCAGAAAAGAAGAAGUGUAUCCUCAUGUCUACCAGUCAGGAAAAUCUGCUGGUACUUUAUCCAUGUUUGGAACACGAUUCGCUUUACCAGCCGGUUCCGUCCGUGAAGAGUUCGACGACUAUGAGGAAACAACCAUUCCUGUACCAAAAGUUGCUCCUGUUCGUGCUGGUGAACGGCGCAUCUUGAUCAGUGAAAUGGACAAUCUUGCUCGAGGUGCCUUUAAAGCCUAUGAAAGUUUGAAUCGCAUUCAAUCCAUUGUUUAUCCUGUCGCUUAUGAGACGAACGAAAACAUGCUCGUUUGUGCUCCCACUGGUGCUGGUAAAACUGACGUUGCUAUGCUUACGGUACUUCGGUGUCUAUCUCAAUAUUGCUAUCCACCACCUAGCAAAGAAGUAUCGGAUAUCAACUUUAGUAUUGCCAAGGAAGAUUUCAAGAUCGUUUAUGUUGCACCCAUGAAAGCACUUGCUGCAGAAGUGGUCGAAAAGAUGGGCAAAAGACUCAAGUUUCUUGGCGUCAGUGUUCGAGAACUCACUGGUGACAUGCAGCUUACUAAAGCUGAAAUUCAAGCUACUCAAUUUAUUGUUACAACUCCUGAAAAAUGGGACGUGAUUACGCGAAAGGGAACCGGUGAUACUGAGCUUGCUCAGAAAGUCAAGCUUUUGAUUAUCGAUGAAGUGCAUCUGUUGCAUGAGGAUCGUGGUGCCGUUAUUGAAAGUAUCAUUGCUCGAACAUUACGUCAGGUCGAGUCAAGCCAAUCAUUAAUCCGUAUCGUUGGUUUGUCUGCCACAUUGCCCAACUACUUGGAUGUUGCAUCAUUUUUAAGAGUGAAUCCCUAUCAAGGUCUCUUCUUCUUUGAUGGUGGUUUCCGUCCAGUUCCACUUGAGCAGCACUUUUUGGGCAUUAAAGGCAAAGCCAACUCGGUCGCAUCUAAGGAACGGAUGAACAGAGCUUGUUUUGACAAAGUGUCUGAGCUGGUACAACAGGGUCACCAGGUCAUGGUAUUUGUUCAUGCUCGUAAAGAGACUGUUAAAACUGCCCAAAUGUUGCGUGAAGAAGUGGCAGCUGAGGGACUAUCAGAAUUUUUCGAUUGCUCUCUUGAAAGCAAGUUUUCAAAUUACAACAGGGAGGUUGCCAAGUCAAAGAACAAGGAAUUGAAGGAAUUGUUUAAGUUUGGCUUUGGUAUGCAUCAUGCGGGUAUGCUCCGCUCUGAUCGUACCUUAACUGAGCGUAUGUUUGCUGAUGGUGUGCUGAAGGUGCUUUGCUGUACUGCCACGUUGGCAUGGGGUGUAAACUUACCCGCCUACGCUGUUGUCAUCAAAGGAACACAAGUCUACGACUCGCAGAAGGGUAGUUAUGUGGAUUUGUCAAUUCUCGACGUGCUCCAGAUUUUCGGCCGUGCAGGUCGUCCACAGUACGAAUCCCAAGGUGUUGGUUACAUUCUUACCACCCAAGACCGUCUUUCCCACUAUGUCUCAGCUAUUACCCAGCAGCACCCGAUCGAAUCAAAGUUUAUUGAACAUAUCGCAGACAACUUGAACGCAGAAAUCUCUCUAGGCACGGUUACAAAUGUCCAUGAAGCUGUAACCUGGUUAAGUUACACCUACCUCUAUGUGCGUAUGAAGAAGAAUCCAAUGGUCUAUGGUAUGGACCACGGCGAACCAAUCGAGGACCCCUUACUUGGUCGCAAGCGUCAUGAAAUUAUUGUUUUGGCAGCACGUCGACUCGCCAAAUGCCAAAUGAUUAUCUUUGACGAAAACACGGGUUAUCUUACUGCCAAAGAUCUUGGUCGUAUCGCGUCCAACUUUUACAUCCGUCACACUAGUAUUGAAAUCUUCAAUGGCUUUAUGAAGCCGCGCAUGACUGAGGCCGACGUACUGUCUAUGAUGAGUUUGAGCUCGGAAUUCGACAAUAUCAAGUCGCGUGACAAUGAGCACAAGGAAUUGAAGGGCCUUUUGGAUGAUUCAUGCGCUUGUGAUAUCAGGGGUGGUACGGAUUCGACACAUGGCAAAGUCAACAUUCUUUUGCAGUCAUUCAUUUCGAACGCACGUAUUGACGACUUUGCCUUGAUUUCUGAUUGUGCUUAUGUGGCGCAAAACGCUGGUCGUAUUGCUCGCGCACUCUUUGAAAUUGCACUUAAUCGAAAUUGGGGUCCCACUGCCUAUAUUCUGCUAUCCAUCAACAAAGCCAUCGAAAAGCGUAUGUGGACGUUCCAGCACCCGCUACAUCAGAUGGGUUUGCCUAUGGAUAUCCUCAACAAGCUCGAGUCACGCACACACGAAGUAUCGAUCGAGGAAAUGCGCGAUAUGGAACCUUUAGAGCUUGGUGAGCUUGUCCACCACAAACGCAUGGGAGCUACCUUGGCACGCUGCGUGGAUCAAUUUCCCAUGUUAUUGCUGGAUGCACGUAUCGCUCCCGUUACACGCAAUGUGCUGAACGUGGAGCUGACGAUCACGCCCGACUUUACCUGGAACGACCGUGUCCAUGGAUCUGUCGAACCUUGGUGGAUCUGGGCCGAAGAUUCGGAAAAUGUUGAAAUUUACUAUUCGGAAUACUUUUUGUUGCAACGCAAACAGUUCGGUGAGCCGGUCAAGAUAUUGUUCACCGUACCUAUUGUCGAACCACUGCCCUCUCAAAUAUAUAUCCGCGCUGUAUCUGAUCGUUGGCUCGGCGCAGAGACGGUGCUGCCGGUAUCCUUCCAACAUUUGAUCCUGCCUCAAUUGAACCCGCCCCAUACAGACUUGCUUGACCUUCAACCUCUUCCCGUCACUGCCCUGCAUGACGAUGUACUUGAAGGAGUCUGUGCACAGCGGUUUUCUCACUUUAAUCCUGUCCAGACUCAGAUCUUUCAUACGCUGUAUAAUACUGAGCAUAAUGCGCUUGUUGGUGCUCCUACUGGUUCUGGUAAGACCGUUGCUGCUGAACUGGUGAUGUGGUGGGCUUUCCGUCAACAUCCCGGUACCAAGGUUGUUUAUAUUGCUCCUAUGAAAGCACUUGUCAAAGAGCGAGUAUUUGAUUGGAACAAGCGCUUGACUGGUCCCAUGAACAAGAAGCUGGUUGAAUUGACGGGCGAUGUGACCCCGGACCUCAAAACGAUUGAAUCGGCAGACAUUAUUAUCACAACUCCAGAAAAGUGGGACGGUAUUAGUCGUAGCUGGCAGACCCGUAGCUACGUGCGAAAAGUAUCGUGCGUCAUCAUUGAUGAAAUCCAUUUGCUCGGCGGCGAUCGUGGUCCUAUUUUAGAGGUCAUUGUGUCGCGUAUGAACUAUAUCGGCUCACAGCUGGAGCGUAAAGUGCGUAUCGUGGGUCUUUCGACGGCGUUGGCCAACGCGAACGAUUUGGCGGAUUGGCUUGGCAUUGAAAAGGUUGGCUUGUUCAACUUUAGACACUCUGUCCGUCCUGUUCCACUUGAGAUCUACAUUGAUGGCUUCCCUGGCAAGCACUACUGUCCGCGCAUGAUGAGCAUGAACAAGCCAACGUAUGCAGCGAUCAAGACGCAUUCACCAGCACAGCCAGUCAUUGUAUUUGUUUCUUCACGUCGACAGACGCGUCUCACUGCACAAGAUCUGAUUGCUUAUUGCGGUAUGGAAGAUAAUCCGCGUCAAUGGUUGCAUAUGGAUGACGAAGAGCUCGAGCUGUUGCUGGAUCGGGUCCACGAUGAAUCCCUCAAAAAUUCCCUGGCUUUUGGUAUUGGUCUCCAUCACGCUGGUUUGACCGAGGAUGAUCGUCGUAUUGUCGAAGAACUGUAUCUUAAGCUCAAGAUCCAGAUCCUGAUCGCGACAAGUACGCUUGCAUGGGGUGUCAACUUGCCUGCCCAUUUGGUUGUCAUCAAAGGCACCGAGUACUACAACUAUAAGGUCGGUCGCUAUGUCGACUACCCGAUCACCGACGUGUUACAGAUGAUGGGCCGUGCGGGUCGUCCCCAAUUCGACAACACCGGUAUUGCGCGCGUCUUUGUGCAGGACAGCAAAAAGAACUUUUUCAAGAAAUUCUUGCAUGAGCCUUUCCCUGUCGAGUCGAGUCUACACAAGUUCAUGGACGACCACAUUAAUGCCGAGAUCGUAGCAGGAACGAUAAAAACCAAGCAGGACGCGAUAGAUUACUUGACGUGGACAUACUUUUACCGUCGACUGCAGCAAAACCCAACCUACUACGGUUUGGACGAUAUGACACAAAAGGGUGUGGAGACAUUCUUGUCAGACACGAUCAAUGACGUGACGAACCGUUUGGCCGAGUCGAAUUGUGUAGAGGUCGAGGAUGACUUUGAACUAAUCCCGCUGAUAGCAGGUCGCAUUGCCUCAUACUACUAUCUUCGCCACCAAACAGUCCGCCACUUUAGGCAACGCUUGCACAAGGAUUCAGAAAUCGAUGAGCUUAUGGAUAUCAUGGGCUAUGUACCCGAGUAUGAGGAACUCCCGGCACGGUGCAACGAAGAUUUGCUGAACCAGGAGAUUGAAAAACACAUCCCAUACCCAGUGACAGGCACCCGCGAUUUCAAGAGCCCACAUAUCAAGGCAUAUGUGCUGACGCAGGCUCAUAUCAGCCGCUUAGAGCUGCCUAUUUCAGACUACAUUACGGAUCAGAUUACCGUUUUAGAUUCUGCAAUUCGUUUCUGCCAGGCUAUGAUCGAUGUUGCUGGCGAUGCUGGCUAUCUCACCACAUGCUUGAAGAUAAUGCAGCUGUUGCAAUGUAUCAAACAAGCUCACUGGCCAGAAGAAUCGACGUUGUUGACGCUGCCCAAGAUUAAGCCCAGAAUGCUUCGAGAAAUUCGAUACAAGAACAAAACACUUGGUUGCUUGGCUGAACUCACAGAGUUUUCGGACAACCAAAUAAAAAACAUUUUUGAGAAAGUGUCGGGCCUUUCAACCCAAGAUGUCAAUGAGAUCCGACGCGUCGUUUCACGCUUACCAGUUAUGGACAUGAAAGGCACGAUCGAAUCGAAAAAGCCAUACCUGAUACCUGAAACGACAUACAAGAUUCAAGUCCAGAUUCAACGGCUCGGCGGGAAAAAGAAAGGAGGAGGACCUGUGCAUGAUGGCCGAGUGUAUGCCCCCAAGUUCCCCAAACCACAGUACGAGUCGUGGUGGCUCGUAAUGGGUGAUUCCGAAACAGACGAGCUGCUGGCACUUAAGCGUAUCAGCAUGCGGAACGGACCCAACGAAACGCUGACCAACAGGGCAACGUCGCACAUCUCAUUCGACACACCUGUGCGACUCGGCAAGCAUCGCUACACGCUAUUCCUUAUCAGUGAUGGCUAUCUGGGACUCGAUCAGCAGAUGGACAUAGAAUUUGAGACAAGAGUUGAUUUGGAUUCAUGA